AUGUUCGAGAGGGCAACAGGCGGUCGGGGACUGUUCGUCAAGAUCGUUCAAUAUCCAGGGGUAGCGAGCGUGGCCAAUGGCAGUUCAAUUGCGGGCGUUGAAUGGCGGAAGACGGUAGCAACGCUGGAGAGAGAUCGAGAAGUCGGCACCCUGGCGUGGUGAUGCGACUCGCCAGCCCAGGGUACCUAGGGGCGGUGGAGUGCCGGCGAGAAACCUGCGACUACGGAUACGAAAUGAGCUCUUGUCGCAGCCCGAAAGUGCCGAGAAA
Thermothelomyces thermophilus ATCC 42464 is the source of this 268-nucleotide messenger RNA. RefSeq lists its product as uncharacterized. NCBI's taxonomy places the organism in Eukaryota, Fungi, Ascomycota, Sordariomycetes, Sordariales, Chaetomiaceae. The record is from RefSeq and is a predicted model, not a curated record. The transcript has a single exon. Bases 1 to 162 code for a protein of 53 amino acids.